AUGACUGAUGUUAACGCACGAGGGGGGUAUAAUGGGGAUGCUUUACUAGCAGCUUCGGUAUCGGGCCAUCUACAGACAACACCUGCCCAGCUUCGGGAACCAUGGGGUGAGAACGAUGCGGCGGACGCUCCGGAAUUGGAAGCCUUGGAAGAGGAAGCCUUGGAAGAGGAAAGUGCUGGUGCAUCAAGCGAAAUUGACUAG
This is a messenger RNA of Letharia lupina, 201 nucleotides long. RefSeq lists its product as uncharacterized. Bases 1 to 201 code for a protein of 66 amino acids. The record is from RefSeq and is a predicted model, not a curated record. The transcript has a single exon. NCBI's taxonomy places the organism in Eukaryota, Fungi, Ascomycota, Lecanoromycetes, Lecanorales, Parmeliaceae.